AUGAUCAUCUAUAUUUGUUCAUCCUUAAUUCGUGUGUUUUCGUUGGCAGCUGAAUUCAUUAAUCUUAUCGGUCGUGUGCCUUUCUGCUCUGAUGCCGUGAGCAUCCCGCCCUUGAAGGCCAUCACUACGUUGCCCUUGCUCCCUGCCUUACUCUCUCCUGGCGUCUUACCUGUAAAAAGUGGCGGCGGAGACGACAGUGUACCCUUAACAUGCUACCUAACUCCUAGAGUUGGUGCGUCUCCAGAACUUCCCACUGCAACUUCAGCUAUCACUAUUACGGAGGCGGUUUCUACUAUCGAUGCACAGAUUCCUUCAUUGGUUGGAGCGAGAUUAUCCACUGAAGAUUCCGCCUCGACUUUGCUUUCCGGGUUGCAGUGUCUCAGCCUAUCAGCUGGCCUUCAUAGCUCUAUACCUGCUGUCACUUCAUCGCAUAUCAUAGCGAAUCCAUCAUAUUCUCAUCAGCUUUUUCAUGAGAACUCUGCACUCCACGCUGGCCUUCUCACCGCCCUUCAUCCUUGUGCUGGGAAUGUUGAUCUUAGUCUGCCAUAUUGUUACGCAGUCCUUCCCUACGUCUUACCCCAGUCUCUCUCUUGUCCCGUAAGCUCCGUCUGUCCUCUCUCUCGUUCACAUAUUUCACUCGACCCCUGCCACCCCAUCUGUGCCAACUUGAGGCGUCUGGGUGACUAA
Molecule: messenger RNA, 687 nt
Organism: Protopolystoma xenopodis
Lineage: Eukaryota; Metazoa; Platyhelminthes; Monogenea; Polystomatidea; Polystomatidae
Source: the annotation of a GenBank genome assembly